Molecule: messenger RNA, 3312 nt
Organism: Brassica napus (rape)
Lineage: Eukaryota; Viridiplantae; Streptophyta; Magnoliopsida; Brassicales; Brassicaceae
Product: filament-like plant protein 4
Exons: 6
Coding region: 270-3113 (947 amino acids)
Source: RefSeq, a predicted model, not a curated record
AAGAAAGAAAGAAAGAAAGAAAGAAAGAAAGAAAGAAAGAAAAGAAAGCGAAGGGUAGCUAUCAUGGGUGAUUAGUUUAAAGGAGAGCCUCUGCUACGUUAUAGGGGUUGAAGUGAUAGAGAAGGCACACUUCCUCAAUCUCUAUAGAAACAGAGUAGAUUCUCUGUUUUUUUUUUUUCUUUCUUUAUUUUUUCAAUCUAUUGAUGAUUCAAUAGCAUAGCUCCUGAUUUUAUUGGGAGAUUCUUCUGUUUCAACUGCUGCAUUUUCCGAUGGAUCGUAAGAGUUGGCCAUGGAAGAAGAAAUCCUCCGAGAAAUCUGUUACAGUCACCGAAGCUCUUGACCAACACCAGGAAAAUGGGAAGAAGCCGAGCUACAUCCAGAUCUCAUUUGAUCAGUACUCACAUUUCAACGCUUUGAAAGACGAAGUUCACAAGUACGAAGGACAAGUUACAAACCUAGAAGAUCAGAUCAAGGAUCUGGACUCCAAGCUAUCCACAGCUAAUGCAGAGAUCGCAGCCAAGGAGGUUCUCGUCAAACAGCACUCCAAAGUCGCUGAAGAAGCCGUCACAGGCUGGGAGAAAGCUGAAGCAGAAGCUUCCGCUUUGAAAACGCAUCUCGAAACCGUUACGCUCGCCAAGCUCACGGUUGAAGACAGAGCCGCGCAUCUAGACGGAGCGCUCAAGGAGUGUAUGAGACAGAUAAGGAGUUUAAAAGAAGAGAACGAACAGAAGCUGCAUGAUGUUAUCUCGACUAAGACCAACCAAAUGGACAAGCUCAGAGACGAGUUCGAGUCCAAGAUCGGCGAGUUCGAGCAAGAGCUCCUCCGUUCCGCAGCCGAGAACGACGCGCUCUCCAGGUCCUUGCAGGAGCGUUCUAACAUGCUUAUGAGGAUAAGCGAGGAGAAGUCUCAAGCGGAGGCCGAGAUUGAGCAUCUCAAGAACAGUAUAGAGUCUUGCGAGAGGGAGAUCAACACUCUCAAGUACGAGACCCAUGUGAUCACCAAGGAGCUUGAGAUCCGCAACGAGGAGAAGAACAUGAGCAUGAGGUCAGCAGAAGCGGCUAACAAGCAGCAUUUGGAAGGCGUCAAGAAGAUUGCGAAGCUGGAAGCUGAGUGCCAGAGGCUAAGGACUCUUGUGAGGAAGAAGCUUCCAGGUCCUGCAGCACUCGCGCAGAUGAAAUUGGAGGUUGAGAGUUUGGGGAGAGGAGAGUACGGAGAUCACAGGCAAAGGAGGUCACCGGCUAGGCCGUCUAGUCCUCUCAUGUCUCCGAUGUCGCAUCAGAUGUCAGAGUUCUCGCUCGACAAGUUUCACAAAGAGAACGAUCUGCUGACGGAGCGGUUACUAGCCAUGGAGGAAGAGACCAAGAUGCUUAAAGAAGCGUUGGCGAAGCGUAACAGCGAGCUUCAAGUGUCGAGGAACCUCUGUGCUAAGACAGCAAACAGGCUCCAGACGUUGGAAGCUCAGGUGAUGAGUAAGACUAGUCCAACCAAGAGUGGCUUUGACAUCUUCUCUCACCAAAAUGCUAGUAACCCUCCUAGUAUGGCUUCAAUGUCUGAGGACGGUAACGAAGAUGCUAGAUCUUUGAUGUCUGAGCUCUCUCAAACAAACAAGGAUAAAAACAGCGCGAAGAUGAAGAAGACGGAGAGUGCUAACCAGUUGGAGCUUAUGGACGAUUUUCUAGAAAUGGAGAAGCUAGCUUGUCUACCAAAUAAUGAUUCUGAAGCUGAGGUUUCACCAGCGACGCAGCUGAAGAAAAGAAUCUCCACUUUGCUUCAGUCUCUCCCCAAAGAUGCUGCCUCUGAGAAGAUUUUGGCUGAGGUACAAUGUGCCAUUGAAGAUGCAGGUGGUGCUAAGCUGCCUUCUGAAUGUCAUGAACCAGAAGAAAAGGAUGUAGCCAUGUCAAACGAGACCACUGAGGAGAAAGUGACCACCGUCGAGGUAAUGACACAAGAACUGGCUCAUCCUCUUGCUCAGAUAUACAACUUUGUUACCUACCUUUCGAAAGAAGCAACGCAGUGUCAGGACACAUUCUCCCAAAAGGUUCAAGAGUUCUCUGUCACAUACGACGGAGUCUUGAGCAAGGAGAAGACUCUGGAGGACUUUCUGUUUGAUCUCUCACGUGUUUUAGCAGAAGCUAGCGAUUUGAAAAUCAAUGUGUUGGGAUAUAACGCAUCUGAAGUUGAGAUUCACAGUCCAGAUUGCAUUGAUAAAGUCGCUUUACCGGAGAACAAAGCACUUCUUAGGAAAGAUUCAUCAGGUUGUUCUCAGAGCUCUGACUCCGAGAUUCCGGAUGACUGCAUCGGAACAUCUGGCUAUGACGCCAAGAUCUCAGCAGCAGCUUGUAAGUUUACUUCUGAAGAGUUUGAAGGACUGAAACUCGAGAAAGAAAAAGCGGAGACCAACCUUGCAAGCUGUGAAGCUGAUCUUGAAGCAACUAAGUCAAAACUUCAAGAAACAGAGCAGCUUCUUGCUGAGGUCAGAUCAAGUUUGGAGUCUGCUCGGAAGUCUAAUGGCAUGGCCGAGACUCAGCUCAAAUGCAUGGUGGAAUCGUAUAGAUCUCUUGAAACUAGAUCAGCAGAGCUGGAAAUCGAGCUGAGUUCACUUAAAGGCAAAAUCGAAAACUUAGAAGAUGAGCUUCAUGAAGAAAAGGAGAAUCACCGUGAUGCUUUAACCAAAUGCCAAGAACUCGAGGAGCAGUUACAAAGUGACAAGCAAAAGUGCCCGACUUGUUCAGUAACUGAAGCUGAUCCUAAAACCAAACAGGACAAUGAGCUAGCAGCUGCUGCAGAGAAGCUACAAGAGUGUCAAGAGACUAUACUGCUUCUCGGGAAGCAACUCAAGUCCAUGUGUCCUCCAACAGAACAUGUUGCUUCGUCCACAAGCCAAGAACAAACCGUAAACCAAGAAGAAGACAAGGAAGACGCAACUACAAAUCCUCAAGAGUUCAGAGCGAGCUCGCCGUCAGAAACACCAUCGAUGCCUACAAUGAGAUCUCCGGUAGGGUCAAAACAUAGACACACCAAGUCAAACCCAUUAUCAUCGUCCUCGUCCGGACUUACCCCUGAGAAACACUCUAGAGGAUUCAGCAGGUUCUUCUCCUCCAAAGCAAAGUAAAAUCAAAAGAAAAGAGAGAAAAAAUUAUAAAUCUAACUAUGUUUUAUAUCGUAUCUAUUGCAAUAUAUAUAUACGGUAUUUUUACUAUGUGGGAAUGUUUUUCAACUUUAGUUUUUUUUUUCUUUUUCCUUUCCGUAAUGACAACAGUUUGGUGUUGAAUUCUACGGCGUGUAAAUGUCAAUCUACCCAUCUCUUUGUA